CAAAUCUGGAUGUGCGAAUGUCAUACUCAUCAGCUGGAAUUACAGAAUUGAGGGCAUCUUCGAGUUUGUCCAUUUUAUUCACUUGCGGCACGCAAAUAGCUGGAGGCUUAGGCACUAUGCUUGGCUGCUGCUCAUUGCUAGCUUCGUUUGCUACUAGCCCAUGUUGCUCUUCUUCGUCCAGUUCCAUGACAGAUUCAGCUUCUUCAGAUAGCGCUGCAUAGGGAUUAUUUAGAAGUGCUACUGAAGGGGUAGUAACAGGUGUACAAUUUUGGCGGCCCUUGAAUGGGUGAUUUUUUGGAAUAGCUGGGUGUGUAUUUUUUUGAAUUGUUUUUGAGACUUUAUCAGCUCUUUUUUGCUUUUUACUAAUAGAGACCAUCGGCAUCUGAAAGGUACAAUCUUUUCCUUGGGAUACUUUUUUGGCUAAGCUUGAAGUAGACGCCUCAGCUCUCGAGAUGCUCGGUACUGAACAUAUGCUGCCAGUUACGGUAUUUGCCAUUGAGUAAUUCGCUGGACAUUUCCCUGUUGAAAAAGAUAGUGUGCUCGUGGUAAUAGUGCUUGUAGUCGUUGCGAUCAAGCUACUAUUGUAGUUAGGCGUUCCAAUUGCCUUAUAUAGGUCUUUAGCCAAGCUGGCACGCAAUUCUGCAGGUGCACCAGCUAUUUUCCUCAUCUUAUCAGUCGCUGAAAGCUUAUCACUAAGCUGGGAAUGAUCAGGUGAGUCUACGUCCAUUUUUUGGCACUUCACGAAAUUUGCUUGUUACAAAUUUGUGAUUGCCUAGCAUCAAGAAUUCUUGCUGCUAAGAAAAGUUGAGCUUUUGUUGCCCUUCGUUUGCGGCUGCGCGCAGGGCGAGGGCAAAAGCUUGCCCGCUGUACGACAGCUUACUUCGCUUACUGUUCUUUGUUGUUCUCGUGUUACCGACACCGCUACGCAGUGUCUAAAAAUAGAUUCUCGUGCGAGAUAAGCACACAGAAUGCACUUUGCGAUUAUUUAGAAACUUCAAUGCGCGACACGUCCGUCUUCGACGAAUGUAUCGAAAGAACUGAUAAAUAGAAAUAGAAAAUCCGUUUUAAUACCAACACGAAUAUGUUUUGCGCCGUCGAGGAGUGCAGGACCCGCCUGACGGGAAGAAGACAGAGCUCCUUCAGAUUUCCCAGCGAUUCAAAGAUGGCCUUCAGUGGACCCUCUUCUGCCGCCGAAUUGACGACAUAAAUACCCAGUGGAGCGCAUUUGCUUGGAGCACUUUGAAAUGGAGGAUUUCGAAAGGGAUUUGCGGCUGGAUCGGGGGGUCUGUGGAUAUCUGACGCCCCUCAAACUAAAGCCAGAAGCUGUGCCCAGCCUGCAAUCGCAUCAAGAUAUGGAUUUAGAAAUAGUUGAGGAGCAUUUGCUCCCACCAGAGACAAAGGAAGAAACUCGAAUGGUGCAAUACGAUAAAGAGCCUGCCAGGAACCAGCCAGAGGAGUCGGAGAGUGAUUACGAAUUUGAUGAACUGCCUGCGGAGGAGUGUCUGCAAGUACAGGUCGUGGACGCCGAUGGCUACCUUAAGGUCUUGGAGAAGGAAAACUCUGAACUGAAACGGGACAACUUAAUAAUGAAUCUGUCCAUCCAUACCAGCGAAAGGGACACGGAGAGACUGCAACGGCAGCUGAACAAAUCGAAUGAGCGCUAUGGACAACUCCUUACAAAUUUGGAGAGGAUCUUCUCCCCGGAGAAAAUCGAAAAGAUUCAGAAUGACAGGCGUAUCGUGUGGCCCAGGGCGGACCUAAUAGAAGCGCAUAAUCUGUAUGCGGCCAGCAGAAGUGUCUACAACAUGCUGCUGAGAAGGAACUAUCCAUUACCCUCUGAGCGGACAAUGCAGUAGUGGGAAGCCAGUGCGCGGAACCGAACCGCGAGCGCAACGAAGCAGACUGCCCAGCGGAGCGCAACAGAGCAGGUCAUGUCCCAUCUGUUCGAGGUCAUCGUUGCGACCAACCUGGAUCACAAUUACACCUAGCGUACACCCACCAUAUCCAUCGAUCCUGAUGUCAUAGAUAACACCAACUUGGAUUAAAAUUAUACAAAGGCAGAGUUCCCAUAAACAAGAUGCCACAUAGUAAGGUUUCGAUCGACUUUAAUCGAAGCUGCGAACACAUUCAAUUAUUUCGAUACAUCAAUGUGAGGUAUUUUUAUAAAUCAUCAGUUUAUGAAGAUUUGUGUUUUGUUAUGUUUUAAGAGGUGUUACCUCUCUAAAAGAUCUCUGCUCCAUUUCCCGUCGGACUUAUUCGAUUAAAUGUACAUAUAUACAUAUGUAUAAUAGGUUUAAUGAGACUAAGUUUUAUCAAAGCAUUAUUAUUCGAUACGCAAUAUAAUGCCUCUGUUCGAUCAACUUUGUUAUGUUCUCACAGGCCAUCGAUUAAGUUGUUGUUAAGUUGUUAUUAAA
Messenger RNA from Drosophila miranda, 2414 nucleotides. RefSeq lists its product as uncharacterized. Bases 1245 to 1856 code for a protein of 203 amino acids. The record is from RefSeq and is a predicted model, not a curated record. Lineage: Eukaryota; Metazoa; Arthropoda; Insecta; Diptera; Drosophilidae. The transcript is spliced from 2 exons.